GUUCCUGGCGGUGAGGACAAGGUUCCUGGCGUUGAGGACAAGGUUCCUGGUGGUGAGGACAAGGUUCCUGACGGUGAGGACAAGGUUCCUGGCGGUGAGGACAAGGAUCGUGGUGGUGAGGACAAGGUUCGUGGCGGUGAGGACAAGGUUCCUGGCGGUGAGGACAAGGUUCCUGGCGCUGAGAACAAGGUUCCUUGCGCUGAGGACAAGGUUCCUGGCGCUGAGGACAAGGUUGCUGCCCCUGAGAACAAGGUUCUUGGCGCUGAGGACAAGGUUUCUGGCGCUGAGGACAAGGUUCUUGGCGCUAAGGACAAGAUUCCUGGCGCUGAGGACAAGGUUCCUGGCGGUGAGGACAAGGUUCCUGGCGCUGAGGACAAGGUUCCUGGCGCUGAGGAGAAGGUUCCUGGCGCUGACGACAAG
This is a messenger RNA of Paramuricea clavata, 420 nucleotides long. The record is from the annotation of a GenBank genome assembly. Lineage: Eukaryota; Metazoa; Cnidaria; Anthozoa; Malacalcyonacea; Plexauridae.